AUGGCUCGAUUGCCAUUUCUUCUCUUCUUCGGAUUUAUAUUUCAGGCUGCCAAUGCUGAAAUUCCAGGCGCAACUUCUGCGCCUGAUCCAGUGAACGAUAUGUUAGCAAUGAAACUUGCCACGAGGCUUCUGAAUGCGUUUGAUCAAAGAAACUAUACCGAAUUCAAUGAUUUCGAUGUCCGAUUCACCUUUGAUGAUUGUCGUCAUGAUUACGAAGCUGCCGAAUUUCUGGCAAAAUACGCCUUCUUGGAUGCUAUGCGCAUCGUUCGUCAAUACGACGGGAUUCAAUUCACUAUCCAUGUGGAAUACCUUGGUCAGCAUCACGACGUUCUGGCGAACUUCCAAAGAAUCAGACUGACAACUGGAUCGAGAUGGAGAUGGGUUCAUGCGUGGAAGAGCAACUGCGUUCAGGAUCAUACCAAUGUUAUUCCGGAAAGUUCGAUGAGACAAAAGAUUCUGUCGUGA
Molecule: messenger RNA, 465 nt
Organism: Caenorhabditis briggsae
Lineage: Eukaryota; Metazoa; Nematoda; Chromadorea; Rhabditida; Rhabditidae
Exons: 3
Coding region: 1-465 (154 amino acids)
Source: RefSeq, a predicted model, not a curated record